Molecule: messenger RNA, 4221 nt
Organism: Cebus imitator (Panamanian white-faced capuchin)
Lineage: Eukaryota; Metazoa; Chordata; Mammalia; Primates; Cebidae
Gene: ARHGAP25
Product: Rho GTPase activating protein 25
Exons: 11
Coding region: 1611-3548 (645 amino acids)
Biological process (GO): negative regulation of small GTPase mediated signal transduction; actin filament organization; phagocytosis, engulfment
Cellular component (GO): phagocytic cup
Molecular function (GO): GTPase activator activity
Source: RefSeq, a predicted model, not a curated record
GGAGAGUGGUAACAGCCAGUUGACCCACUGUACCAAGAAGAAGGUCAGGAGUACAGCUCGCAUGCAGCUAGGUGAGCAGGUAGAGUGAGGGAAGCUUGGGGACAUUCUUUCCCAGUUACAUCAAUUUUCUCAAUGAAACAGGAAGCCAAGGUCACCAGCAAGAGUAAACAAGUGGGAGGUGAGGAAGAAAGUAUGGCAGAGCCAUCUAGGAGAGUUGGAGAAUAAACGGAGCAAGGUGUGCAGCUCAGAUGCUGUCUAGCAGUGGCUGUUCUGAGCAAUUUGUACUGGCUUUUCUAAUAAAGUCUCACAACAGCCUAUGAAGUAAGUGCUAUUAUUUACCUCACCUACAGAUAAGAAUUGAAGCACAAAGUGGUCAUGAAACUUGUCCAUAGUCUCACAGCAAGAAAGCCAGGAUUUGACUACCAGUGAUCUGUUUCCAGGGCCUAAAUACUUAAUCACUAGGUUAGGCUGAUUCAGUUAAACAUAUGAAAACUUGUCACGGGGCUGAACUAAAUAGAAUAGAAUAAAGGUUGAAUUAAUGUUUGUGGUGCAACCACUCUGUGUCAAGCUCUGCACUAGAUUAUGUAGCAAAAACCCUUUGAGUUGUGGUUAUUAUCAACCCCAUUUUACUGAUGAGGACAUUAAGGCCUCGAAAGAUUCAGUUGCUUGUUAAAAGUCGAAGAGCUAGCAAAUGGAAGCCCACACCCUGUAUACAGCCCACACACUCUGAUUCUAAAGCCCAUGCCCUGUGUGCAACGCCAAAGAAUGCUUACUGUAUGUGAGUGGGUCUACCUAGCUUAAGUUGAUUCAUUAAAACAAAUACAUCAAAACCCUCCCUACAUCAGGCUGAGAUCACUUGCAAACUUCAUCCUGGGCAGCUGGAGAGCUUGGGACAUGGUCUUUACAGCAGGAAGAAUGUAAAAGAAGAUAACGUUGGGGGAAUGCUGGUUGUUUUUCUGACCAUUUUUAGAUGCUUGAUCCAUUAGGUGAGGAAGAGGAGAGCUUAGAGUUGAGGUGUAUGAUGGGAGUCUGGACAUUUUCUUUUAAUUAAAACUAUAGCCUUUUAUAACAGAAGCACCCAUUCUGGUUUUUCAAGCAUUUCCAAAAACUAUUUUCUCAAAACAGAGUGCUCAUAAUGUAUCAUCCUCACUCACUGAAGAGCCACCCACUUCCUCCAAUGCAAGGAAGCAGACAGUUAAAAAAAAAACCCCAAGAGGCAGCAGUUGUUUAUCACGACCUCAACUCAGUGAGGCCUGAGAUUCUUUCGAAAAGGAGCUUUGCUUCCCAUGACGCAGAGGGAAGUGUCAACUGGGACAUUUCUGGUAAAACUGAAAGCUAGAAAAGCAGGGUGCCAGCCACUGUGGGCCUAAGGGUGCAGGCUGGGGGAGUUUGGGUGCCAUCCUUAAGUGACAGAUGGAUGGACCUUUCAUCUAAGAGAAACGAGGAGAAAUGUUGGCAAAUCAACCUCAAGCCUAAGAUUGCCUGUGAAGCAAUCAUAAGGAGGAACAAAAACAGACACAAAAACAGAGGGAAAGAGCAAAAAGGCAAGAAGGACGCAAACUGUGACAGACUCACCGCUUCACUAGCUACUCACCUAAACUGGAAGCAAAAUGUCCCUAAAAUUGCCAAGGACCUGGGAUUUCAACCUGAAGGUGGAGGCUGCGAAAAUAGCUCGGUCAAGGAGCGUGAUGACCGGCGAGCAGAUGGCGGCCUUCCAUCCAUCGUCCACCCCCAACCCGCUGGAGAGGCCCAUCAAGAUGGGCUGGCUGAAGAAGCAGAGGUCCAUCGUGAAGAACUGGCAGCAGAGGUACUUUGUGCUGAGGGCGCAGCAGCUCUACUACUACAAGGACGAAGAGGACACGAAGCCCCAGGGCUGCGUAUAUCUACCAGGAAGUACAAUCAAGGAGAUCGCCAUAAACCCAGAAGAAGCUGGGAAGUUUGUCUUUGAAAUUAUUCCAGCAUCAUGGGACCAGAAUCGCAUAGGACAGGACUCCUAUGUCCUCAUGGCCAGCUCCCAGGCAGAGAUGGAGGAGUGGGUUAAAUUCCUCAGGAGAGUUGCCGGCGCACCCUCUGGAGUGUUUGGCCAGCGCUUGGAUGAGACUGUGGCCUAUGAACAGAAAUUUGGCCCCCAUCUGGUGCCCAUCCUGGUGGAGAAAUGUGCAGACUUCAUCCUGGAGCACGGUAGGAAUGAAGAGGGCAUCUUCCGUCUGCCUGGGCAGGACAACCUGGUGAAGCAGCUGAGAGAUGCCUUUGAUGCCGGAGAACGUCCCUCCUUUGACAGAGACACAGAUGUGCACACUGUGGCUUCCCUGUUAAAGCUCUACCUCCGAGACCUCCCAGAGCCCGUGGUUCCCUGGAGCCAGUAUGAAGGGUUCCUGCUCUGUGGGCAGCUCACGAAUGCAGAUGAGGCAAAGGCUCAGCAGGAGUUGAUGAAGCAGCUCUCCAUCCUUCCUCGUGACAACUAUAGUCUCCUGAGCUAUAUCUGCAGGUUCCUACAUGAAAUACAGCUGAACUGUGCUGUUAAUAAGAUGAGCGUGGACAACCUGGCUACUGUGAUUGGUGUGAAUCUCAUCAGGUCGAAGGUUGAAGACCCUGCUGUGAUCAUGAGAGGGACUCCUCAGAUCCAAAGAGUGAUGACUAUGAUGAUCAGAGAUCAUGCAGUCCUUUUCCCCAAGUCCAAGGAUGUACCGCUGUCACCCCCUGCCCAGAAAAACGACCCCAAGAAAGCUCCAGUGGCCCGAAGCUCUGUGGGCUGGGAUGCCACUGAAGACCCCCGAAUUUCUAGGACAGACAGCUUCAGUAGCAUGACAAGCGACUCUGACACAACCAGUCCCACCGGACAGCAGCCGAGCGAUGGGUUUCUGGAGGACAGCAGCAAAGCACCCAGGGAGAAGCCAGGAGAUUGGAAGAUGCAGUCUCGAAAAAGGACUCAGACACUCCCUAACCGGAAAUGUUUCUUGACAUCAGCUUUUCAAGGUGCCAACAGCAGCAAAAUGGAGAUCUUUAAAAAUGAGUUCUGGUCACCUUCAGAGGCAAAGGCAGGGGAAGGGCACAGGAGAACGAUGUCUCAAGACUUGCGCCAACUUUCUGACUCCCAGCGGACUUCUACCUAUGAUAACGUCCCUUCCCUGCCAGGGUCCCCUGGGGAGGAAGCCAAUGCACUCUCUUCCCAAGCCUGUGACUCCAAGGGAGAUACUCUUGCCAGUCCAAACUCUGAAACUGGGCCUGGAAAAAAGAACUCUGGAGAAGAGGAACUUGAUUCUUUGCAGAGGACAGUCCGGGACUUACAAAAGGAAAUAGAAACACAGAAGCAAAUGUAUGAGGAACAGAUUAAAAACCUUGAGAAGGAGAAUUAUGAAGUUUGGGCUAAGGUGGUGAGGCUCAAUGAAGAACUGGAGAAGGAAAAGAAGAAGUUUGCAGCCUUAGAGAUCAGCCUCCGCAACGUGGAGCGCUCCCGGGAAGAUGUGGAGAAGAGGAACAAGGCCUUGGAAGAAGAAGUCAAGGAAUUUGUCAAAUCCGUGGAGGAACCCAAGACCGAGGAGGCUUAAGGGUCGCAAGAGUACUGCAAGAACAGCCUGAGGGAGACCCAACUCUGACUCCUGUCUCAGUGCUACCUGAUGACGGGAAACAAAAUUACUCUCUAAGAGGGAAAGGACAUUUUGAAGGAGACAUCAACUUUCCCCAUAAAUAAAAGAAUGGAGUUUGCAGGAAGGGGAGGGUGAGCAGAGAUGUGUGUGGACAUCUCUGACCAUCCAUUGCUGUGUUCAAAUGGAUCAUGUUAUUUCACUCUGGUCUCAGGCAUGACCAUGUCCAGCGAAGACAUUUGAAGCAGGUCACAUCUCAGGACCCAGGCAACAGACUGGCUGCAGCACAGGCUGAGCUGAGGUGUGAUUAAUUCUUUGUUUUUUGUAUGGAACAGCUCCCUUGCCAGACAGCCUCAGGGCAUCUCUGAGACACAGGGGCAGAAAAUGACAUUCAGCUUUUGACUCCUCAUCUAUGUAGUGCUGUGUUGUUGGGGGCUGCAUCUGCUAAAGCCAGAACCCCAUUCGGCUAUCCCACCAUGAUGCCCAUUCUCCAGGGAUUCUCCAACUUAUUAUUAUUAUUAGACUAAACCAGGACAAGCAACAAACUGUAUUUAUAAAAGCAAAAUUGAUGAGAAAAUUAUGUCAGAAAAAAAAAAAAAAAAAAAAGCAAAGCUAUUGCUAAUCCACACAGCACUUU